GGCAGCUGCUCCCUCCCUACCGACACGAGGAGAUGGUGUUUGAAGAUUGAAGCUUCAAACCUAUAACAAAACUCAUGGAGUGAGACCUAUUCUCAACAGAGAAAAAUCCUUCGAGUUUACUGGAAGAUGAAAUAAAUAAAUGUAAAGGGACCUCUCCCAGACUGACAAACCCCAGCACGGAGGUCCAAGUUGCAUGACAUUCACUCCAAUGAGCAAUUUGGUUCAUAUGUCUGACAUUGAACUCCUAAAAGAGUUAUUCUCUUCUGAAUUUUAUAAUAAGAGGUUAUAAGGUAGAAGAAAACAUUCAAGGAUAUUCUGAAAAUCUCCUUGCAACAAGUGCAACAUCUCUGCAUGAACACUCCAAAUGAAGAAAUAUUGGGGAUGACAUUAAAAACCUGACAUCAAUUCACCAAGAAGGCACAGAAGCCCUGUAUAGACAACAGAAAAAAUGCACCGUAUGUAAACUACCACCAUCCUGUACCAUCAACCAUCUGCCCCAAUUGUGGUAGAAUAUGUGGAUCUCACAAUGGUGUCAUCAAUCUUCAGCAGUCCAUACAGCAUAUUCCUGUGUGUUCUCUGGGAUCAUAACACCCAAGCUGUCAGAUGCUUUCUCUGCAGAUACCUUGACAUUUGCUCACAUGAAUUGAAGAAGCAAUGAACCAUACAACAACUUGGAUUAUCUACCUUUGGAUGACAGUUGUGAUUCAUUUAAUCAAAGGGAACCUUGCUCACAAUCAAGCAGAUGACUUAUGCCCUACCAUUCAGACAGAGGGACUGCAUCAUGACCUUUCAGGGUUCGACCUGCUGCAGAGAUUUUCAUUGGCACGCUUGUCAACAAGAAGCAAAACCUCCCAACGCUUACCGUUUAUCAGAAUGGGAAGAAAACUGUCAAUUAGACAAACACAGCAGAUCUUUCCAAAUGGGUUACCAGAAGAAUUUUCCUUUAUUACCAUGUUCCGCCUGAAGAGAAACAGCAAAAAGGAGAUCUGGCAUUUGUUGAAAAUUACUGAUCAGUCAGAUGAUGUGCAGGUCUCCAUUAUUGUUGACGGAAGUCGGAAGAUGGUGGAAUACAGUGCUAAAAGCCAAUCUGGAAAUAUCAUGCAUGUCAUGUUCAGGAAGAGGGAACUAUUCUCUCUGUUUGACAGGCAGUGGCACAAGCUGGCAAUUAAUGUGAAGUCUGGGUUGGUGUCACUUUACAAGGACUGUGAACUGGUCGACAGCAAACCAAGUGAAGACCUAGAGAAGAUUGAUGUCCACGGGAAAACUGCAAUUGGUCUUCAUGUCAGUGAUGAGAAUCCUGUUGAUUUUGACCUUCAAGAGAUAAUGAUUUACUGCAACCCUCGGCUGGCAGAACUGGAAAACUGCUGUGAAAUUCCGGGUGCCCUAUGCUCAGCAGAGGAUGUUUUUUAUACAGCUCUGGUGGCAUCAGAGGACUUUGGGAGGCGGCCAUCUCUUCAAUCAAACCCAAGAAGUGGGAGUCGGAAGAGCAUAUCUUGGAGUGUUCCUCAAAAGGGUGAUAAAGGUGACUCCGGUCCUGCUGGUGAAAAGGGUGAGAAAGGGGACCUCGGAGAAGUUGGCCCACGAGGUCUACCUGGAACAGAUGGUUUAAAAGGUGACUCUGGUGACAUGGGUCCAGCUGGCGUAAAAGGUGAAAAAGGUGAUAUGGGUCCACCUGGUCCACCUGGAGUAUAUAUUAAAGGAGCAAAGGGCGAACCAGGGGAACCUGGUGCCAGAGGCCUUCCAGGAAUGCAAGGAGAAAGGGGUUUCGAAGGACCCCAAGGCCUUCCAGGGCAAGCAGGAAUAGAAGGCCAAAGGGGAAAGCGAGGUAGAAGAGGCCCUACUGGAAAGCCAGGACCCCCUGGACCACCUGGUCCUGUUGGACCUCCUGGAAAUCCAGGAUUGUCUGGAAAACUCGGACCUCAGGGUUUGCCUGGGGAAACAGGUCUCAAUGGGAAGUCAGGAAUGCCAGGGCCUCAGGGUCCACCUGGAAAAGAUGGCAUUCCUGGUAAACCAGGGUUAAAGGGUGAUCCUGGAGUUCCAGGAAAAGAUGGGCUACUAGGAAGUCCUGGUGAAAAGGGAGAACCAGGAGAAAAGGGAGAAACUGGACCCCAGGGGGAAAAGGGUUCCAGAGGAGAUCCUGGGCACUCAGGAAAGGAUGGAAUAAAAGGAGAGAAAGGAGAACCUGGGCAAGGCCCAGGUGGGGAAAAAGGAGAGAAAGGAUCGAAGGGUGACCCUGGAUUGAUGGGACCCCCUGGACCACCAGGACUGGGAUUGGCUUCAGGAUAUUCCUUGCAGCAGUAUGGAAUUGCGGGUUUGGUGCUGUGCCUCCUGCUGUUCGUUAUUUAUAUUAUUGAUUUGAGUGUGAAAUAG
This is a messenger RNA of Hypanus sabinus (Atlantic stingray), 2370 nucleotides long. Its product is annotated as collagen alpha-1(XXII) chain. The transcript has 26 exons. The record is from RefSeq and is a predicted model, not a curated record. Lineage: Eukaryota; Metazoa; Chordata; Chondrichthyes; Myliobatiformes; Dasyatidae. The coding region runs from base 655 to 2370 and encodes 571 amino acids.